CUGUCUCUCUUCCUCAAAAACAAGUCAUAAACUUGUCAUUAUCAGCUCCGAUCCAUUUUCCUUUUUGUGGCUAAAUGGGUUGCAAGUCCUCAGACAAGCCAAAGCAAAAGCCAAAGCACAGGAAGGGCUUGUGGUCACCUGAUGAAGAUCAAAGGCUCAGAAACUACGUCCUCAAACAUGGCCAUGGCUGUUGGAGCUCCGUCCCCAUUAACGCUGGCCUGCAGAGGAACGGGAAGAGCUGCAGAUUGAGGUGGAUUAAUUACUUGAGACCAGGACUCAAACGAGGCUUGUUUUCUUCACAAGAAGAGGAGACAAUCCUCACCCUCCAUCGCUUGUUAGGCAACAAGUGGUCUCAAAUAGCACAGCAUUUGCCUGGAAGAACAGAUAAUGAGAUAAAGAAUUACUGGCAUUCCCAUUUGAAGAAAAAGGUGCUCAAAGGUGAUCAAGGAACAAAGGAAGCCAAUGUAUACAACACAACCUCAGAUAAUUUGGAUAAUAAUUCACCCAAGAAAAUCACAAUGAUGCAAACUCCAGACUUUGAAUCAUUAUUAAUGAACAUGGAAAACUCAUCAACCGAUGCAGAUCAGUCGGUUCCACGGAUGUCUGAAUCUCCUAAACAACCCAACAGAAGCUCCUUGCCUAAGCUUAUGUUUGCCGAGUGGCUUUCGCUCGACAGCUUUUCAAGUUUAAGCUGUGAGGGAAUAAUGAGUUCCAAGGAUCAAAAUGUCAGUUCCAGCUUCCAGGAUAAUUUCAUGCAAGGUUGUUUCUUGAACGAGGGAACAUUUGGCAAUGGUGAGUAUCGUAAUUUGCUAAGCUAUGCGUCCCCAGACGACAUGUUUAGUUCACAGCUUAAAUUUGAAUGCCAGAGUUCAGGAAAUGAACAGUUUGUUGAUUUUAGCUGUGGAGAGGAUAUUUGUAGUGAGUUCAACAUGAGGAGCGAGUUGAGGUAUAUAUAUGAACACUGAGCAGAGAACGUUAACGUUUCAGAGAAACUUCCAGGAAGAAUGAUCACUAAUUGUACUUGAUAUGAUAAUUAAUUAGUUUGGCUUAGUGUAAUUAGUGGUUAUUGGGAAGCAUUGCUCUUUGAGAAACCAUCAGCCAUUUGUUUCAGAAAUAAACAAUUCAUGCAA
Messenger RNA from Manihot esculenta (cassava), 1130 nucleotides. Its product is annotated as transcription factor LAF1. The record is from RefSeq and is a predicted model, not a curated record. The coding region runs from base 75 to 965 and encodes 296 amino acids. The transcript has 3 exons. Lineage: Eukaryota; Viridiplantae; Streptophyta; Magnoliopsida; Malpighiales; Euphorbiaceae.